Molecule: messenger RNA, 1048 nt
Organism: Nicotiana tabacum (common tobacco)
Lineage: Eukaryota; Viridiplantae; Streptophyta; Magnoliopsida; Solanales; Solanaceae
Product: chlorophyll a-b binding protein 50, chloroplastic
Biological process (GO): photosynthesis, light harvesting
Cellular component (GO): membrane
Source: RefSeq, a predicted model, not a curated record
UCAAGCCAUAAAUCAAAAACUCUUUCUGUGUAGUAGCUGUAUUCAAGAGACAAGAGUAUUUCACUUUAUUUCUACAAUGGCAGCUGCUACAAUGGCUCUCUCUUCCUCUUCUUUUGCCGGAAAGGCGGUGAAACUCUCACCAUCUUCCUCUGAGAUCACCGGAAAUGGAAAAGUCACCAUGAGGAAGACUGUUACCAAGGCCAAGCCAGUCUCUUCUGGCAGCCCGUGGUAUGGUCCUGAUCGUGUCAAGUACUUGGGCCCAUUCUCUGGUGAAUCCCCAAGUUACUUGACUGGUGAGUUCCCCGGUGAUUACGGGUGGGACACUGCUGGACUUUCAGCUGAUCCAGAAACUUUUGCUAAGAACCGUGAGCUAGAGGUGAUCCACUGUAGAUGGGCCAUGCUUGGAGCUCUUGGUUGUGUCUUCCCCGAGCUCUUGGCCCGUAAUGGUGUCAAAUUCGGUGAGGCUGUAUGGUUCAAGGCUGGAUCCCAGAUUUUCAGCGAGGGUGGUCUUGACUACUUGGGCAACCCAAGUUUGGUUCAUGCACAAAGCAUCUUGGCCAUUUGGGCUUGUCAAGUCGUGUUGAUGGGAGCCGUUGAGGGUUACCGUGUUGCUGGUGGACCUCUUGGUGAGGUUGUCGACCCACUCUACCCUGGUGGUAGCUUUGACCCAUUAGGCCUUGCUGAUGACCCAGAGGCUUUUGCUGAGCUCAAGGUGAAGGAGAUCAAGAAUGGUAGACUUGCUAUGUUCUCCAUGUUUGGAUUCUUUGUUCAGGCUAUCGUCACCGGAAAAGGUCCAUUGGAGAACCUUGCCGACCAUCUUGCUGACCCAGUUAACAAUAAUGCUUGGUCCUAUGCCACAAACUUUGUUCCCGGAAAGUGAUGUUCUUAAAAAUGUGUCUCCUGUGGUAUCACUUUUUUUUUUUUAAUGGAGCUUGUAAAGCUAUUGUAAAUUAGUGAAGAUUCUAUGUGAAUUUUGUUUAAUUGUGUAGUUCUCAGUUACAUGUUAUGUGCUUUCCAUGAAUUAAAUAUACAUGUUAAAGGGGGGAAA